Cygnus olor (mute swan) is the source of this 1473-nucleotide messenger RNA. It is a transcript of the gene MRPL48, whose product is annotated as mitochondrial ribosomal protein L48. NCBI's taxonomy places the organism in Eukaryota, Metazoa, Chordata, Aves, Anseriformes, Anatidae. Gene Ontology annotation, cellular component: mitochondrial ribosome. The coding region runs from base 615 to 1292 and encodes 225 amino acids. The transcript is spliced from 8 exons. The record is from RefSeq and is a predicted model, not a curated record.
CUGUGGGGAUGAGCGCGGCGGGGUGCAAGGUAACGGGGUGGGAGGUGAAUUAGGUCGGAAAUUGGGAGAAAUGAGGAGACAUUUCUUCUCAGAAAGGGCCGUCAGACAUUGGGACGGGUUGCCCAGGCAGGUGGUGGAGUCCCCGUCCCUGGGGGUGUUCAAGGCAAGGCUGGAUGUGGUGCUUGGGGACAUGGUUUGGUGGGUGACAGUGGUGGACCAGGUGAUCCUGGGGGGCUUUUCCAACCCUAAUGAUUCUGUGACAGGCCCAGAUUCUGUUACUGGGGGGGGGUCUGGAGGUGUAGGGCCUCCCCACCCCUCCCUGGGAGCCCAGGGACCACCCCAGUGCCACAGGGUCUAGGACAGCUCCCAGCCCUGUCACCACCAUCAGGGACCCUUCAGAUCUCCGGUCCUCCCCACCCCGUAUCUCUCUGGUGGCAAGGUGAGGAUGUUAACCAGAUGCAGCCCACCAGGGCUGCGGUGACAGCAGAGCAACGCUCCCUUUUUCGCUCUGCCAUGGACGAGCUGCAUUGUCGCUGGUCCACGUGGAGCUGGGACGAGCACAAGGGUUGUUCGCGUGGCUGUUGUAGCCUGGAGACGUUGGGGCAGUGCGAGGGAUGAGUGGGAUCUGUAACCGCAGGGAGGAGGAUCUCCUACCCCAACUCCUUCAAAGGAAGGUGCUCUGCCUGAAGAAGGGAAUGCUGCUAAAGCAGGUGUUUGCUCUUAGCAGAGCAGCAACACCCCGAGAAAGCCGUCUGUGUGCUGCAGGUGGUGCCCUCGUGAGCUGCCACAGACAGUACAAAUCCCGUCCUACACACGGCAUUGGGAAGUAUAAACAUCUACUCCCAAAGGAGGUUCCAAAGAGGAAAAAGGAUAAAGUACAGAUGAAAGAGAUAAAUGCUGGGACCGAGUAUGAGUACGGGGAUGUCAAUAUCCAGAUGACUUCCUAUGAUAUGUGUCUCGUGGAGCGUUUUGCUCAGUAUGUGCAUAAACUCUGCAACCAGCUCUCCAUCAGAGUGAGCGAAAGCUACGCCACGCCCACCAAAACCAACGAAGUGCUGUUCUUGGAAGAGCGAGGUUCCAAAAUGCAGCUGGACGCGGUCCUUACUACCCACCAGAGGGUUAUCCAGGUCAGCGGGUUGAGUUCAACGUUUGCUCCAAUACUUCUGGAAAUCGUUCAGAGCAACCAGCCCGAAGGGGUCCAUCUGCUAGUGAAAGAGCACACAGAAGCUGACUUCAAGAGCCGGUUGAAGGCCCGACCCGAACUUGAGGAGCUGCUAGCGCAGAUGAGCUGAGAGGAGGAAGAACACCCCGUCCGUCCCUUUCAGAGCCAUCCCUGGGGAUGCCAUGCUUCUCCUCUUCAGCUGCUCGAGCCUCCAGAAGGUGGCUUUACGAGCGCUGUGUUGAUAAAUUUGUGACUUAAAAGAAAUUUCCCCUGUUGUCAAGCAUCCCGUCUCAAUAAAAAGCAAUACAUGU